Molecule: messenger RNA, 2835 nt
Organism: Magnusiomyces paraingens
Lineage: Eukaryota; Fungi; Ascomycota; Dipodascomycetes; Dipodascales; Dipodascaceae
Exons: 1
Coding region: 1-2835 (944 amino acids)
Biological process (GO): regulation of DNA-templated transcription; double-strand break repair
Cellular component (GO): Ino80 complex
Source: RefSeq, a predicted model, not a curated record
AUGACUGAGGAAUCGGCCACCCCAGCAAAAGACGCUCCCAACGACCCGGAUGCGAUGGAUGUUGAUGAGCCAGCUUCUGCUACUUCUGCUACUUCUGCAGCUCCGGCUCCUACUCCAACACAAUCCACUUCGCGUUCGCGUUCUAAACCAAAACCCACGGCUAACCCUAGCGGCGUCUCAGCCGGCGCAGCAUCCGCAGCAGCAGCUGUUGGAGCUGCAGGUGCUCCACUUGAGCCUGAGCCCUCUGCAUCCGAUUCUGCUUCUGGAUCUGGGACAGGUGGUACAAAUGCGGACGGGUCCGGUGGAACGGGUAGCGGAGCAAGCGGCACACCAGCCGUCGUGAAGCCUAAACGCGGCGGGUCCAAGCCAAUUCUUAAAGUGAGUGGGAUUGCCCGUGUCGACAACAAUCUUAAGCCUACACUAUUUUCCAGCACUACACAGAUUAAUCAGAAAAACUACUACACAGACUAUCUGCGUCGCGAUGAUCAAAUCAUGUACUACCGCGAAUGGAACGAGAGUCAGAAACGACAAAAGGAAGAAACAGCAAAAGCCAAGCAGCAACCAGAGGUCUUCAAUGUGGAUUCACACAAGGAUGAUCAGCAAGAUCUCCCAGCAGGUUCAAAGACAAUUGUCAUUCAUAUGGGCUCCCAAAAUAUUCGUGUGGGGCUUGCCAGCCACGCGUAUCCAAAAGUCUACCCCAAUGUCAUUGCGCACCGUCGGUCCACCCAGCAUCAACAACAACAAGAUGAACCAGGAUCCCUUAAAGACAAAAGAAUCCCUAACUUUUCUCCUGAAUAUCAGGCCAUGCUUGACGCCGAGCACGCAUAUGAAACAGGCAUAAGCUCUACCAAACCGCCCUCUGAACCCGACUCAUUUAUUAUGUUUGGCAGCGACUUUAAAAAGGCUCACGCCACAGCUUAUCGUGAUUUCCGCGAGCGAAUGCGCUUUUACAAACGUCGUGUUGUCCCAAAUUCACAUGAUCUUGUGGUUGGCUUUAAUCAACGUGCACGGUCCAAGCAAGAACUUAUUCCAGAUCAUAAUGACCCAGGUCGUAUCGAGUGGGUGGCUCCAGAUCAAGAAAGGUGGCCGCGCUCAAUUACUGGCCACCGUGCAUUGACAAUUGUUCCAGGGCUUUCUCAACCUCUUUCGGAAGAUACCAAUGAUUCCAAAUACCCUUAUACAUAUGAGCUCAAGUGGCCGAUCCGCCAUGGGCUUUUCAACGAAACUGAUUACGACAGUACCCAAGAACUUCUUGGAGAUAUUUCUCUUAUUCUCGUGGAUGCUUUGGAACGUGAGCUGGGAAUCACGUUUAAAAACUACCACGAAUAUAAUACUAUCUUUAUCAUUCCAGAUCUUUAUGUGCGCAGUUAUGUUGACAACAUGGUUGCACUGCUUCUCCAAAUGGGCCUCAACAGUGUGGCCAUUAUUCAGGAGAGCAUGGCUGCGACUUUUGGUGCUGGUGUAAGUACGGCGUGUGUCGUAGAUAUCGGCGCACAAACUGCAAGCGUCGCUUGUGUGGAAGAAGGUAUGAUUAUUCCAGACUCACGCGUUAACCUCAAGUUUGGUGGAGAAGAUGUCACAGUUGCUCUUACCAAACUGCUACUCAUGAGUUCUUUCCCCUUUCAAGAACUCAAUCUCGCCAAAGCUUACGAUUUCACUCUUGUGGAAGACCUCAAGUAUCGCUAUGCUACUACCAAUGAUGCAGAUAUUACUGUUCAGCUUUACGAUUUCAUAAGGCGUGAACCUAACAAACCGGCAAAAAAGUUUCAGUUCAAGGUUUUUGAAGAAGUUAUGCUUGCUCCACUGGGCUUUUUUUACCCUGAAAUGUUUGAUCAAAAGCAUAAACAGGAAGAAUGGUGCUCAAAACAGCGGCGGAUUUUGGCUAACAAGUACGAAACAAUACCUGCACAUGGCUCACUCUUCUCUCCAUCUCUCGACAUUUAUGACAUGACCCCAAACGAUCCAGAGAGUGCAGCUCAGGUGGCUAUUGCGCAUGCAAGACUUACAGUCAACAAUAUGCCUGUAGGUACCAGUGCGAAACCUCCAAGCAGCACGUCUGCAAAUUCUACGACGCGAAGCACCCCGGUAGUACCAGAUGCAGAAAAUUCAUCUUCUACACCUGGAAAUAACAAUGCAUUAUCAAACGAUUUUACAGAUGAGCCCAACCUUCCAGACGACCCCCUUCUAUAUGCUUUGACAGGACUUGAUCACGCCAUUAUAGAGAGCAUCACACAGGCUGCAUUGGCAAAAAUGCAAGCCGCUGGCCAACUCCCUCCCGGCAUUACUCUUGGAACUAGUAGCGCGAGUGGAACUGGAGGCGGCAGUGGAACUGGUGCACAAGGAUCGGGAGCGACAGGGACAACAUCGGCUGUUGCCGGCGGAGGUAGCGGUAGUGGCACAGGUAAUGGUGGUGGGGCCGUGGGAGGGGGGAGUGGGACGACAUCCGCUUCAGCCUCAGCUUCUACAACAUCUUCUAACGGGACAAGUCACCAUAAUCUCCCCGACCCACAAGUGGUUAUGACCAACCUCGGUAAUGCUGAGCGGGCCUUUUACGAGAACCUUUUGGUGGUGGGCGGAGCUGCAGCCAAAUUGCCUGGCUUCAACACGCUGUUAACCGACCGCAUCGGUAUGUGGCUAUCACACGCAGGCAAACCCAUUCCAGGCGAGAUCUCAGUCAUGCCUGCGCCGCGCGAAAUGGAUCCACAAGUGCUCACUUGGAAGGGUGGCGGUGUGUUUGCCAAACUUAAGAUUGUGAGCGAAUGCUGGGUCAGUGCCCACGAUUGGGAUAUGCUUGGAAAUAGAGCCUUGCAGUAUAAGACUCUAUUUGCGUAUUGA